AAUUUAGUGGGCCGUUUGUCUUAACAAGCAGGUAGCAUUAAUCGUUCGUAUUCCUUUACAGGUGGAAAUAUGUCUUGAACAUAUUUAUCGAUUUUGUAACGUUGCAUUUUAUUUUUAAUACAUUAUAUUUAUUAGUUACUUGGUAUUUUUUUUUCUAAAGCAGAUACCUGCACGCGACGUUUUUCAUUUUAUUUCGAUGAUUUUGGAUUGAAUUAUUUUUUUCUGCCUUUUUUUGAAGUUCGUGAUUUUUUUUAAAUUCGCGUUUUUCCACUUUAAUGUACAUUUCUUACAUUUUCAAUCGGUUGAACAUUUUAUGGCAUUCUGAAAACGAAUAUUUCGCUAAUUUAUUUCGGCUCGAUUUUGAUUGGUAGUUUUUAAAAAUGAGGUUCACAACUACUACUUUGGCAUACGAUGGCGGUAUGGAUUUUGGAAACGAGACGGUGGUCGAUAAAGUUCCGGCAGAUUUGAUGCAUAUGGUCGAUCCUCAUUGGUACCAAUUCCCUCCGUUGAAUCCAACGUGGCAUAAAAUGCUGGCUUUUUUCAUGUUCGUCGUCGGUAUGGCAUCGUUUUUCGGAAACGGACUGGUAGUUUAUAUUUUCACGACGACUAAAUCUCUACGCACACCUUCGAAUUUACUAGUAGUCAACUUGGCCUUUUCGGAUUUCUGCAUGAUGUUUUGUAUGUCACCGGCGAUGGUGUAUAAUUGUAUGUACGAAACGUGGUCUUUAGGACCGUUUGCUUGCGAAUUGUACGGAAUGACUGGGUCUUUAUUCGGUAAUACGUCUAUUUGGACUAUGGUUUUGAUCGCUCUAGAUCGUUAUAACGUUAUUGUCAAGGGUUUGGCAGCGAAACCUAUGACGGUGAAAACGGCCUUUUAUAGGAUUUUAUUCAUCUGGUUCCACGGUUUGCUUUGGACAUUGUUCCCAAUGUGGGGAUGGAACAGAUAUGUACCAGAAGGAAAUAUGACGGCUUGCGGAACUGAUUACUUGACGAAAACGUGGCUAAGUCGAAGUUACAUUCUGGCGUACGCGGUUUUCGUAUAUUUCGGACCACUUCUAAUCAUCAUUUGGGCUUACAGUUACAUUGUGAAGGCAGUAUCAGCACAUGAGAAAAACAUGAGAGAACAGGCUAAGAAAAUGAACGUUUCGUCAUUGAGAUCGGGAGGAAAUGAUGAUGGGAAAAGUCAAAGUGCAGAAAUCAAAUUAGCCAAAGUCGCUUUGAUGACAAUCUCUUUAUGGUUUAUGGCAUGGACUCCUUACUUGAUCAUCAAUUUUUCCGGCAUCUUUGAAUUAUUAAGCAUCAGCCCUCUGUUUACCAUUUGGGGAUCGGUGUUUGCCAAAGCGAAUGCAGUGUACAACCCAAUCGUGUACGCCAUAAGUCAUCCGAAAUAUCGUAUUGCUCUGAAGAAGAAAAUACCAGUAUUGGUGUGCGGUAAAGUAUCCAGUGGCAGCGACACCACAUCUACUGCUUCGGGAACCACAGUAGCAACAGUCAACCAGUAAUGUGGAGAUUUCCAGUAUAUUGUACUUUCGCUACGCGAUGAAAUAUACAAAUUUCACCAGUCGGGCCAUUUUUUUUUGUGAUAUGUGCGCAUUAUUUAAGCUACAAUCUGUAAAAGGGUAUUGUGACUUUUUUUCAUCAAUUUUUUUUUUACGAUGUUCAAUUUUAACGGGCUAAUAAGAUCAGCACGACGAUUUUAAUAUGCUAAAAAUGUCACGCGUUUAUCUCGUAAGAAUUUUUUUUGUUUUUGUUUCCGUGUAAAUAAUUUUUUUUUUUUUUUUGCAUAUUUACGUACCAUAUAAUGAUAAUUUUGAAUAGAGAGAAAACACCAUUGUUCUAUAUAAGUUCGAUGAUAAUUAAUUUUUAAGAUUGUUUCGAUUAAGAAUUUAUUAUUUUAUAAGUAGAAAAUAUUGAUCGUUUAAUUUAGUAAGUACCUUACAUAUUGUUGAAAAUGUUGACCGUAUCAUUUUUCAAAUACAAAAACAGCGACA
This is a messenger RNA of Planococcus citri (citrus mealybug), 1991 nucleotides long. Its product is annotated as rhodopsin-like. The coding region runs from base 381 to 1502 and encodes 373 amino acids. Lineage: Eukaryota; Metazoa; Arthropoda; Insecta; Hemiptera; Pseudococcidae. Gene Ontology annotation, biological process: visual perception; phototransduction; cellular response to light stimulus. The record is from RefSeq and is a predicted model, not a curated record. Gene Ontology annotation, cellular component: plasma membrane. Gene Ontology annotation, molecular function: G protein-coupled photoreceptor activity. The transcript has 8 exons.